Molecule: messenger RNA, 1419 nt
Organism: Guyanagaster necrorhizus
Lineage: Eukaryota; Fungi; Basidiomycota; Agaricomycetes; Agaricales; Physalacriaceae
Product: aromatic compound dioxygenase
Exons: 4
Coding region: 255-1208 (317 amino acids)
Molecular function (GO): oxidoreductase activity, acting on single donors with incorporation of molecular oxygen, incorporation of two atoms of oxygen; ferric iron binding
Source: RefSeq, a predicted model, not a curated record
AUUGUCCGCCUUCUCAUUGGCUAGAAACCUGAUUGACCAUCACUAACAAGUUUCAGCCCCCAUGCGGUAUGUCUUCACCCUGCUUACGAUGGAGAAUUCUUCGCACUGAGCCUGUCUGGCCAAGAUUUUUCAAGGCCGAAAGCACGCACUGGAAUGUUCUUUGUUGUUUUCUCGCAGCAAGCUCCGUUGGCUUAUUUAAACGCGUAAAUUCCUCUCAAUAGUUUUCUCAUCCCGUCGUCCUCCCCCUCGCGAACAUGAAGGUCACCAUUCUCACUGUCCUCGCUUCUGCCUUGCUCUCCGUCGCUCACGCGCCUCAGAAGCGUUCCGAGGAGGAGUUGGCUAGCCGCGACCUCGCUUCGGCCAAGUGUGCACGCCAUGUCGGCGAGAUGCAACGGCGACGGAUCGAAAAACGCGCCGAGGCUUUGACCAAACGGAGCGGUUCGUACUCAUCCGUCACGAUCACGACUGAAUCUCCCUACUACCCUACCAUUCAAAAUGAUACUUGCAUCCUCACCCCGGAGGUAACUACUGGUCCAUACAUUUGGACUAAAUCCCAGACCUUGCGUCAGGAUAUGACCGAGGGCCAGGCUGGCAUUCCCUUGAUCUUGGAUGUUGGCGUCAUCGACAUCAAUACCUGCGAGCCUAUGCGCAAUGUGCUCGUCGAUCUUUGGCACUGUAACGCUACCGGAUCGUAUUCCUCCUUCAUCGGACGUGACCCCAACACACCCUUCGAACAGCUGUUACAGGAGCUUAACGUUACCAUUGAUGAUAAUUUCGAUAUUCACACUGAUAAUACCACCUUUCUCCGAGGGAUGUGGCCCACCGAUGCCAAUGGUGUGAUGGAGAUGAAGACGAUUGUCCCUGGAUUCUAUGUCGACAGAACUGUGCAUAUACACGCUCAAGUACACCAGAAUUGGGUCCUUAAGCCCAACGGGACCGUCUUGACUGGUACUACAGCUAACACGGGUCAAUUCUUCAUUGCAGAUGAUAUCACGGAGUAUUUGAUGUCGUACGAGCCAUAUGUGUCGCACACAGAGAUCGAGAGGACCACCAACGCCAUCGAUUCCAUCUACUCCCAGGAGACUGUCAAUGGGUGGUCUCCCGAGUUGGCGGUCAUCCCUAUGGAUGGAGAGGAUUACGCAAACGGUAUCAUUGGGUACAUCACUAUGGGUGUCGACUCAACUUGGUGGAAUGUCUCUUCUUUCUAGAUGUGGCACGGGAUUUAGCAUCGAUCCACCUUUUUACGGGUUGACAUUGAGGCUACGAGUACAGAGCAGUAAUGAGAAUAAACUGGCAUAAGCAACGCUAUUAUUCCUUCGUAGCUCGGUCGGAGCAGCCCUUCAUGUUCUUCGCGUCGACUGUCUCUUUCUAAGGCGGAUCAACCUCAGAUUCCAUUUAGUGAAAAUAAAUCCUCACCUU